Aphanomyces astaci is the source of this 994-nucleotide messenger RNA. RefSeq lists its product as hypothetical. The transcript has 2 exons. Gene Ontology annotation, biological process: mRNA splicing, via spliceosome. Gene Ontology annotation, cellular component: post-mRNA release spliceosomal complex; U2-type spliceosomal complex. Bases 56 to 946 code for a protein of 296 amino acids. The record is from RefSeq and is a predicted model, not a curated record. Lineage: Eukaryota; Oomycota; Saprolegniomycetes; Saprolegniales; Verrucalvaceae.
UUGGUAUUCGCUCCAGACUUCAAAGCGACACAAGGCCGCCGCCGCCACCACCGUCAUGUCCAGUUUAGCCGCCGCGCGAGCGGACAACUUUUACUUCCCUCCGGAAUGGCGACCGGAGAUGGGCGGAAUCAACAAGUUCCAGAAGUCCCACCCCUUGGGAAAGCGGGCCAAGGACAUCAAAGAUGGGAUCCUCGUCGUUCGGUUUGAAAUGCCGUUUGAUGUGUGGUGUACUCACUGCAACACGCAUAUUGGUCGAGGGGUGCGCUACAAUGCAAAGAAAACGAAAGUGGGCAUGUACCAUUCGACGAUCUUGUACGAGUUCGCGUUGACAUGUGCGACAUGCAAAGGCAUCAUGAUCGUGCAGACGGACCCAGAGGCGCGGGGGUACAAACUUCUCGACGGCAUCAAGAAGAAGACGCAGAUGGAUGACGUGGAGUGGGGCACCCACGACGACGACACGUUGGAGCGAUUGAAUGCGCCGGAAGUCGGCAUUGCGUUGGCGGCAGAUCCGUUUUUCAAGCUCGAGCAUGACGAAGCGGACAAGCGCGUGGCGAAGAAGCGGUCCUCUGGCCUCAUGGACCUCAUCGACCGCCAGGACACGCUGUUCUCGGACCCGUACAAGACCAACGCAUCGCUACGCAAGACCUUCCGCGGCGAAAAGCGCGAGAUCAAGCGCAAGGCGGACGACGCGGCGGCGCGCCAUCUGUCCAUUCCGCUGGCAGAUAUCCAUCCCAGCGACGUGAUUGCCUCCAAAAGUGUCCUCUUCCAUAACCUCACCAAGCGGUCCCACGCCCCGCCACGUGGCAAGAUGUCAUCCGUCCAAAUCAAUCGCAAGCAGCAGCUGCGCGUGUCGACUUCAAGUAGUUCGUUCAGUCAAUUCGGCAACUUGGAGGCGUCUUCCAGAAAACCCACAAUGGUCGCGGCGGUCAAACGACGUCGGACGUGAAAUAUAUUCAUUUUUAUAUAUAUAAUAUAUAUAUACAAACAGGACAAG